AUGUAUUGCAAUGUCAUUAAUAGUAGGCCAUGGAUUAAAGAAACUUUAUUUUCCAUUGGCCUAAACAAAAGAUUGGACGGGGCAGGAUGGGCGCAGGAGACGGUGGAGACGCCGUGCACAACCCAGGAAGCGGCAGCCAGGACUCCUUUUGGACGGGGCGGCACGGUGGCGCCUGGGAGCGCGGACAUAGAGGCGCCUGGGAGCGCGGACACAGAGGCGCCUGGGAGCGCGGACACAGAGGCGCCUGGGAGCGUGGACGAGGGGGCGCUUGGGAGUGCGGACACAGGGGCGGGGGAUGGUGGCGGCCAGAAGUCCUCGGGAGGAGUAGGCAGUGGCCAGAAGUCCUCGGGAGGAGUAGGCAGUGGCCAGAAGUCCUCGGGAGGAGUAGGCAGUGGCCAGAAGUCCUCGGGAGGAGUAGGCAGUGGCCAGAAGUCCUCGGGCGGAGAAGGUGGCGGCCAGAAGUCUCGGCAGGGACAGCCUCAGUCGUCUGCAUACUGGGCGGCGGCAUUGGAACAGGACAGGACAGAGGCAGGGGCACAGGACAGGACCGGGUCGGGGCACAGGACGGGACUAUGUCUGGGUACUGGUGGCAGGCAGCCGAGACUCCCCGGCAGGAACAGCCUCGGUGGUCUGGGUGCUGGGCGGCUCAACCUCGGUUGGUCAGCAUCUGAUUUCCCAGAAGUCAUUGCAAGAACACGCAUCUCAAAUCAUUCUCCAUCUUCUCGCAAGUCGCAAGACGCUUGGCAAGAACGUUCUUCUCAAGAACGCAACAGGUCUGGUAGCAGAGCCAAGCCCGAAUCAGUGGAGGAGGCUGGUAGCAGAGCCAAGCCCGAAACAGUGGAGGAGGCUGGUAGCAGAGCCAAGCCCGAAUCAGUGGAGGAGGCUGGUAGCAGAGCCAAGCUCGAAUCAGUGGAGGAGGCUGGUAGCAGAGCUGAGCCUGGUGCGGAUGGUGGAGGCUGGUAGCAGAGCCAGUCCUGGGGUCCUGAGGAGACGAGAGUGUGAUUACUGGGAUGCUAGGGAAUGGAUGAUGAUGUGAGGGGUGCCCACAGGGUUGUAUUUGUAUUGUACAUUUGUGUAAAAGUUGUAUUUGUCCCCGAUCUUGUCUCUUCGCUUUCCAAAUGCAAUCAGCUGCUCACAGACUGACAGAAGCUAUAGAUCAAGGCCAAUACAAACAUUUAUCAAAAAGUGUGCAUGUAUUAUCAAGAAAAAACGGACCCUGCUCAACUAGGUGUACUUGUUGACGGUGAAUGAUAUUUUGACUCAAUUAUGAAUUAUGCAUAAUUAGGAAAGAUGAAACAAAUCUUUCAAAAAGUUGAGAUGGGCCUGUCUAAUGUUGUGUAUGUUCUAAUUUGGGUGGAGAAGAAUACCAGGUUAAAUGCCAGACCAAGUUCUUUUUAGUUUAAUAAGAAUUUAUGCAAAUCAAACAAUGAAUACAAUACACCGACGGGUCUCAAUCUAGAUCGGCGAUACCAGUCAAAGUUACCAGUCUCGCUUCAUAGAGUAGAGAAGACAAAGGCCUUUGUGAGAACAGUCUUAUCAGAAGUCUUAAAGAGAGUUCUGCCUAGCCAAGUUCUGCCUGACCUGUCAGUUCGUGUACCCCUUCUGGAAGGGAGGUGUUUGUCAGGUGAUUGGCCACCAGUCGAUGGGGUGAGGAUGUCCUCAUCCUAUUAGAUUUUAGAGGAAGUCUUUGGGCAGUUAGGUGGACCAGGGGGCAGACCUAAAGGUCAGAUGAUGUCCCAGUGGCAAUAGAAUCCAUCCUCCUCCGAGCAAAGGGAUUAAUCCUCCACCGCCUAAAACCAGUUCUGUCUCCCCCUCUAGACCCACAGAGUAGUGAGACCUCAUGUAUCUUUUAUCACCUGGUGUUGACUCUUGGUGUUCUGUUGUGAGGCCCAUUGUACGCAUUGUACACUGUCCCAUGGUGCGGUCAUGGUGCGGUCAUGGUGCGGUCAUGGUGCGGUCAUGGUCCGGACAUGGUGUGGUCAUGUCCCGUCAUGGUGUGGUCAUGGUGCGGUCAUGGUCCGGUCAUGGUGCGGUCAUGGUCCGGUCAUGGUGCGGUCAUGGUGUGGUCAUGGUGCGGUCAUGGUCCGGUCCUCUCGCCCCCCCCUGUCAGUAUGCUGACUUAUUGCAUUCUUCUUCUCACAAAAAGAUACAUUCUCUUGAGAUUGACCCUUUUCUCACUCUCCCAGACACAGUCACAUUCUGGUGCAUACGUUUGGAAUAUAUGUUCAUCACUAUCAUUACUGAUUUUAUCUGAGAGCAUUGAUUAUAUCUGGAAUAUAUGUUAUUACACAUUUUGGUAUAUCUGAAGCAUUGAUUGUCUUUUUAUGUAACAAAGACAUCGAACAUAUGAAAUAGCAGCAUAAAUUGGCAGCAUAGAUUUAAUUCCUCCACAAUAACCACAGGUUACCUCACAUUGGAGGCCACUAGCCUGUGUAUUCAUGCCAUGAUUUGAAUCUAUUAAAUAGAAAACAUUUUAAACAUUGGCAACACUUCAUAUCAAUUACCAUGUAACUGCAUAGCAACAUCCUUUUUUAAACAUUGUUGAUAUAUAGGAAUAAUUAAAUGGAAUUAAGUGUUAGCAGUAUGUGUUAUUAAAGUGAAAGAAGGCACAGGAUGUGGGAGGGGUGGGAGGGGUAAGUGGAUGUUGUAAAGGGGCAGUUGAAGAUUGAGUUACGAGAUCAACAUUAUCACCCACUUACCCCU
Osmerus eperlanus (European smelt) is the source of this 2703-nucleotide messenger RNA. Its product is annotated as keratin, type II cytoskeletal 2 epidermal-like. The coding region runs from base 1 to 963 and encodes 320 amino acids. NCBI's taxonomy places the organism in Eukaryota, Metazoa, Chordata, Actinopteri, Osmeriformes, Osmeridae. The transcript has 2 exons. The record is from RefSeq and is a predicted model, not a curated record.